Messenger RNA from Meloidogyne enterolobii, 1133 nucleotides. NCBI's taxonomy places the organism in Eukaryota, Metazoa, Nematoda, Chromadorea, Rhabditida, Meloidogynidae. The record is from the annotation of a GenBank genome assembly.
UCGAGAAACUGAACUAAAAAAGCCUGUGUUCUUCUGGACAGUUUAUUAAUCUCGGACAGUUUACUAAUCUUGGACACUAAUUUGGAAUAUUGGUUUAAAAUAAUAAAAAAAUUAAUUUUUAAGGAAUGCGUCAUGCUCUUUAUGACAAAUUAGAUGAUGAUGGAAUAAGUUCGCCAGGCACCCGAGUUUCAGGAGAUGAUGUUAUUAUUGGCAAAACAAUUGCAAUAAAUGAAAACGAAAAUGAACUUGAAGCUACUGCUUCUCGAUAUCAAAAACGUGAUUCUUCUACAUUUUUGCGAAGUAGUGAAACUGGAAUUGUUGAUCAAGUUAUGUUAACAGUAAAUGCUGAUGGAAACAAAUUCGUUAAAAUUCGUGUUCGUUCAAUUCGUUUACCUCAAAUUGGAGAUAAAUUUGCUUCGCGUCACGGUCAAAAGGGAACAAUGGGAAUGAUGUAUAGAGAGGAAGAUAUGCCAUUUACUCGUGAAGGUCUUGUUCCCGACAUUAUAAUUAAUCCACACGCUGUUCCAUCACGUAUGACAAUUGGACACCUUAUAGAAUGUCUUCAAGGAAAGUUAUCAGCAAAUAAAGGAGAAAUUGGUGAUGCAACACCCUUUAAUGACACAGUCAACGUACAGAAAAUUUCAGCAUUAUUGGCUGAAUAUGGUUAUCAUUUGCGUGGAAAUGAAAUUAUGUACAAUGGGUUUACUGGACAGAAAUUAACUACACAGGUAUUUAUUGGCCCAACAUAUUAUCAACGUUUAAAACAUAUGGUGGAUGACAAAAUUCAUUCUAGGGCGAGAGGGCCGAUUCAGGGAAUGAAUCGUCAGCCAAUGGAGGGAAGAGCUAGGGAUGGAGGUCUGCGUUUUGGCGAAAUGGAAAGGGACUGCCAAAUCUCCCACGGUUGUGCUCAAUUUCUUCGUGAACGUCUUUUUGAAGUUUCUGAUCCAUACCUUAUUUAUGUUUGUAAUCAAUGUGGAUUAAUUGUUAUUGCAAAUCAACGGACUAAUACAUUUGAAUGCAAGGCUUGUCGAAACAAAACUCAAGUUUCUGCUGUCCGUAUUCCAUAUGCAUUUAAGUUGCUUCUUCAAGAGCUUAUGUCAAUGUCAAUUGCGCCGAGAAUGUGUAUUAAAUAG